This is a messenger RNA of Artibeus jamaicensis (Jamaican fruit-eating bat), 3834 nucleotides long. RefSeq names its product zinc finger protein 883-like. Gene Ontology annotation, biological process: central nervous system development; regulation of transcription by RNA polymerase II. Gene Ontology annotation, molecular function: RNA polymerase II cis-regulatory region sequence-specific DNA binding; DNA-binding transcription factor activity, RNA polymerase II-specific. The record is from RefSeq and is a predicted model, not a curated record. NCBI's taxonomy places the organism in Eukaryota, Metazoa, Chordata, Mammalia, Chiroptera, Phyllostomidae. Gene Ontology annotation, cellular component: nucleus.
UCCAGACGCGAAAGCGUCUUGGAAUAGAAAUGUUCACUUGGUCCUCGCAAGUUUCGGUUUUUCAGGUUGAAAUUUGAUUUUUCAGCUCUCCCUACGCCCGCGAAGCCUGAAAGUUACUAUAGACGUUGAAUCCCCGCUCCCGAGCCUCCUACAGCGAAUCCCGCUAAGUCACCUGAGAAGUUCUGACAAAUGCCAUGGGGUGUGUUGCCCUCUAUAGAGUUGGACAACUUCUCUGGAUGGAGCAUCAUUGUUCAAUGAAGAGCUUCGGGAGAUACUAAGGUUCUUCUGCCUGUGUGUGUGUGGUAGAAGAAUAAGGGGCUUUGCUGAGGCCUUUGAAGGUACAUCCUCAAAGUACAGAUGUGACUCCUGAGCAUAUCAUCCAGGAAAAACGAGCCAACAGCAGGAGCAGGACCAGGACCAGGAGGACAUGGCUGCUUCUCAAGUAAACAAUGUGUCCUGGGGAUCGUUGACCUUCAGAGAUGUGGCAGUAGAUUUCUCUCAGGAGGAGUUGGAGUUCCUGGACCCAGCUCAGUGGAAAUUGUACACAGAUGUGAUGUUGGAGAACUACAGCAACCUGGUCUCCCUGGACCUUUCAGCUUUGUCAUCUGAGGACUAUCAGGCCUUGUUGCAAAAGCCAGGAAUAGAAGAUUUAAUCUCUGAAGUAAUACUGAGUCCGUAUAAUGAAGACAGAAGUUAUCAGUGCCAUGAAGAUUGGAAAAUUUUUAACCACAAGUCAAAUCUUAAACAUCAGAAUACUCAUUUACCAGAGAACCAUUUUGAAGGUGGAAACAUCUUUGACCAAAUGUCAAAUCACAUUAUACAUCAGGUUAUUCCUAUUGUGGAGAAGACAAAUAAACAAAAUAAAUGUGUCAAAUUACAUAAGGAAUCUUCAGAUAGUACGGAACAAAAGAAUAUUGCUAUUGGGGGGGAUGUUUACAAAUGCUUGCUGUGUGAGAAGGUCUUCAGUAAAAUCUUUAAUCUAAAUAGAGUUAAGAAAACCUGUACUGGUGAAAAACAUAAGUGGAAAGAAUAUGGUAAAACAUAUACUUGGCCUUCAGGGCUUAUACUACGUCAGAAAAUAUGUGCUGGAGAGAAGCCUUAUAAAUGUAGAGAAUGUGGUAAAGCCUUUAGCCGCUCCUCAAACCUUAUUGAACAUCAGAACCUUCAUACUGGAGAGAAACCUUAUAAAUGUAGAGAAUGUGGUAAAGCCUUUUGCCAUUCUUCCAACCUUAGUCAGCAUCAUAAAAUUCAUACUGGACAAAAGCCUUAUAAAUGUAGAGAAUGUGGUAAAGCCUUUAGGCACUCUUCAUCCCUUACUCAACAUCAGAAUAUUCAUACUGGAGAGAAGCCUUAUCAAUGUAGAGAAUGUGGUAAAGCCUUUAGCCGCUCCUCAAGCCUUAUUCAACAUCGAAACCUUCAUACUGGAGAGAAGCCUUAUAAAUGCAAAGAAUGUGGUAAAGCUUUUUGCCACUCUUCAAACCUUACUCAACAUCAGAAAAUUCAUACUGGAGAGAAGCCUUAUAAAUGCACAGAAUGUGGUAAAGCCUUUAUCCAAUCCUCAAACCUUACUCUACAUCGGAAAGUUCAUACUGGAGAGAAGCCUUACAAAUGCAGAGAAUGUGGUAAAGCCUUUAGCCAGUCCUCCACCCUUACUAAUCAUCAGAAAAUUCAUACUGGAGAGAAGCCUUAUAAGUGUAUAGAAUGUGGCAAAGCCUUUAGGUGUUCUUCAUCCCUUACUCGACAUCAGCCAAUUCAUACUGGAGAGAAGCCUUUUAAAUGUACAGAAUGUGGCAAAGCCUUUAACCAGUUUUCAAAUUUUAAUCAACAUCAGAAAAUUCAUUCUGGAGAGCAGCCUUAUAUAUGUAGAAUAUGUGGUAAAGCCUUUUGUCAGUCCUCAAAGCUUUCUUAUCAUCAGAAAAUUCAUACUGGAGAGAAGACUUACAAAUGCACAGAAUGUGGUAAAGCCUUUAGGGAAUCCUCAAACCUUACUCAGCAUCAGAGAAUUCAUACAGGUGAAAAGCCGUACGUAUGUAGAGAAUGUGGUAAAGCCUUUAGGUAUUCCUCAUCCUUUAGUAAACAUCAGAAAAUUCAUGCUAGAGAGAAGCUUUAUAAAUGUAGAGAAUGUGGCAAAACCUUUAUUCAGUCCUCAGCCCUUACUCAACAUCAUAGAAUUCAUACUGGUAAAAGACCUUAUAUAUGUAGAGAAUGUAGUAAAGCCUUCAUCUACUCCUCCACCCUUAUUAAACCUAAGAGAAUUCAUACUGGAGACAAGUCAUGUGAAUAUGGCAGAGCUGUUAAGCAGUCAUCCUUACUUGAGAGUAAUCAUCAGAGUAAUAAUACUUGAGAGAGGUCAUAUAAAUGUUGCAAAGCUUUUAUUUUUUAAAAAUAGAUUUUAUUUGUUUAUUUUUAAAGAGGGAUAGGGAGGGAGAAAGGGAGAGAAAUGUCAGUGUGUGGUUGCCUCUCAAGUGUCCCCUACUGGGGACCUGGCCUCCCAACCCAGGCAUAUGCUCUAAUUGUGAAUCAGGCCUGUGACCUUUGCUUCACAGGCUGGUUGGUGCUCAGUCCACUGAGCCACACCAGCCAGGGUGCAAAGCUUUUAAUCACUACUCAAAACUUAUUUCAUAUGAUGUUUUUCAUAUCAUAGGGAAACAAUAUAAACAUAGUAUAUGUGCCAAAUCUUUUAGUCAUCAGUGCCAUCUUGCUCAACAUGACAGAAUUCAAUUUAGGAAAAAAUGUACAAAUGCAGAGAAUGUGGCAUAGCUUUAUUUUUAGUUUUGUUUUUUAUUUUUUGAGAAUGUGGUACAGCUUUUACUCUGUGCUCAAAACUUACUCAAUAUUGGAGAAUUCAUGCUGGAAGAGAAUCAAAAAAUUGGAAGAAUUGAACAAGAAUUUCAACCAUUUCCAAAUCUCAUUGAACACGACAGAACAUAUAUUGGGAGAGAAGCCUCAAAAAUGUAACAAAUUUGGUAAAGUUUUAAUCUGAAUUCAUACUGCCCUCAAUAUUGGAUAAUUUAUGCUGGAUAGAACCUAGCAAAUAUAAAAAAUGUGGCAAUACUAUACCCAUUCACAAAACUUACUCAACCUGAGAAUUCAUUCCAAAGAGACAAUACUAAUGAAAAGAAUGUUGAAAGCUGAUUUUUCAGUAUUCACUGAUUGUUUUACAUGUGAGAAUUCAUACUAGCAAGAAACCUUAAAAAAGAAGAUCCUAGGAAAUAGUAUAUAUGGACCUACAACCAUAUUGUUUAUCAGGGAAUGUACAACUGGGGUUGAAUUCUGCGUUCAUAGUAAAGAGUAAUAGACUUUUGUCCAAAAUAUACAGUUCACUAAGCCCAAAGACUUAUGCCUGAAAGUGUCUUUGAAAUGUAAAAAAUUUAGCAAAGUAUGUAAUUGAAACAACUUCAAAAUAACAGUGAAUUUGCAGUAAAAAGUUAGUAAUAGUAUUCAGGUAUUGCUGUAAAUUAGAAUACUUAUAAUAGAAGAUCAUCCAAAGUUUAAAAAUAUAGAUCACUACUUAAAUGUGCUUGAAAAUGUCAAGGGGAUGGAUUUCUGGAUAUGUAUAAUUACUUAGAAUAUAAACUAUUGUACAUUGACAGUAUUUGAAGUAUUUUGAGAAGGAAUACGAACAUGAUUCCACUCUCAUAUUGAUGCUGCUAUGUUUUUAUUCCUGAUGUGUGUGUGAAAUCAGGGUUGAUUGUUGGUGUCUUAAAGAUCUGUGAACUCUUGUAUAUUAAGUGGGCUGCACUCAUAUUUACCUUACAACGGAAGGCUGAGGACAUUGUAAAGCACAAUGUAUGAAGAAAUUCUAAAUGAAAUUGCUGUUUUUGAUUGACUUAA